CGCUCUGGUCGUCCCACCAAACCUGAGACUUCCAAGCUGGGCCCAGCCUGCGCGGGGAUAUAGGGGCGAGUCAACAGGAGCUGCAAUUACCCUCCCAAGCAGAUGUGAAGUUCAUCGGAGAUGAGACGCUUGAUUUCAGCAUAUUGCCCUCUCCUCCUGGCGGGUAAGAUCCCCUCACCCUACCAUGUGGCCCCUUAAUCCCACGCGCUCCUUUCCUGCUGGCCAGAGAUCCUGUCAGCAGGAUCAGCCUGCUAGGAACCCGCCACUUCUCUUGAACCAGGAUCUGAGAACAGCUCUCUGCACAUGGCAAGUGCUCAGUAAAUGCCAUUAAUUGAUGGAUCGAUUGAUUGACCUGCCUAAAUCUGAGGGGGCCAGAGGCAACCUCCUAGGGUAGCACAUCCCUAAUGCUGGGCAGAUACAUUGGCUCACCUUGGGGCAGCCUCUUAACCCCAAAUCCUCUGGCCACGGCCCGAGCCUUGACGCUGGCUCCCUGCUCCCAACCCCACUUCUCCCAACCCCACUUCUUGCCAUUCCCUGGCCUUUCCCUAUCGGGUUUGGAACCUGACUCCGAGCUUCCCGGCUCUAUUCUCCGACUCAGCCGCAAGGAAGAAGAGGUGCCCGGGUUGGCGCUGAGUCCUGGGAAGCCAGUCUUGGGGGGCCUGACCCCCCAGGGUGACCCGAACCCUGAGGCCCCGGCGCCCCAGGGGUGCGGGCUCAGGCUCAGCUGGGGCCCUCUGAGCCCGGAGAAGCUGGAGGAGAUCCUGGAGGAAGCGAACCAGCUGGCUGCUCAGCUGGAGCAGUGCGCCCUGCAGGAGCAGGAGAAUGCAGCGGAGCCCAAGGGGAGGCCAAGGGCUCAGCCCAGCCCCCGGAGAGAGACUUUUGUGGUGAAGGACAGUCCCGUUCGGGCCCUACUGCCCACUGUGGACUCCUCACCCCAGGGCAGCCCCUCUCUCCGGGGCGCUCCCUCCCCCCGAGGGGGCCCCUCCCCGGGGGGACUGGCCUCCCGUCUCCGGAGCAGCGAGAAGAAAGGGUUGGUCAGGAGUCUCCGGCCGGCGGCUGGGAAGAGGACCAUCGGCAGCAGGAGGGAGGGGCCCGGAGGACACCCAGGCCCUGCGGCCAGAGGUCCGGUCUCCACCAGCUUCACACGGAGCAGCCCCCCGGCUCGGGGCAAGGGGGUGACCAUGGCGAAAGCCGCUCCAGGUCCAACCUCCACUGAGCAGUCAUCGGUUGGCCCCCAGCUCCCCUCCAACCCUACCACGCGGGCCUCUCGGGUCUCCCGGGCCACGAGCACAGUUGCCCCCAGCCGCCUCCCUGUGCCCACGACCAUCCCCAAGCCCAGAAGCUCGGUCCUGCUCACUAACAGGGGAGCGCAGUCCGCGAGGGGCAGCGGGCCCACCGUCUGCCCACCCCUUCGGAAGGGGCUGCUGAGGCCCGGUACAGCUGGGCACCGAGUUCCUGCUCCCCAGCGGCCCAUCAGCUGCAGCCACUUGCAGGCCCCCAAGAAGGUGGUGAUCCCGGCAUCCAGGUAAAGAGGCUGGAACUGCAGCCCCCGAGUCACUCCAGCGUCACUCCGGCUGUGUCCUUCCUUCCCAUCUCCACUCCCUCUCCACCAUGGAGCUGCACCUCUGAGCCACCCUCCUAGCCCAGCCCAGUGCCCCCGGGACGAGCCACUGGGCAGGGAGGGAACGGCUGGGCAGCAGGGGUGAAGGGGGCGGGAGAGGGAAGAGGAGUGAAAAUUUUCUGGGUCGAAAUGAAGCAGCAGGUGGGGAAGUGAAGGUGAAUGGUCUAUAGCCUUUUCUGGAAUCGAGCUGCCCCAACCUCCAGGGCCCAGACAGGACCCUGCCACCCCUAACAGCCCAACAGGGACUAUUUGGGUCUCCUGGGACUUGGGCUGAGGGAGGUGUUUUAAUGUGAUUUCUUUCCAAUGGUGCUUUCCCGUCUCCGGGGCAACCCAGGAGCCGGGGAUGGGUACUGUCCACAAGGCCUACACCCCAGGCUGGCACAGACCUACACAAGAUGGUGCUCUCCCCAGGAUGCUUUGCCCAGUUAAGUGCCUGACCGUGCCUGCCCUGGGACCCUUCUCGUUCUGUGACAGGCCUCCAGCCUUAAUAAAG
This is a messenger RNA of Tachyglossus aculeatus (Australian echidna), 2114 nucleotides long. It is a transcript of the gene PSRC1, whose product is annotated as proline and serine rich coiled-coil 1. The transcript has 5 exons. The record is from RefSeq and is a predicted model, not a curated record. Lineage: Eukaryota; Metazoa; Chordata; Mammalia; Monotremata; Tachyglossidae. Gene Ontology annotation, cellular component: spindle microtubule; microtubule cytoskeleton; spindle pole. The coding region runs from base 405 to 1529 and encodes 374 amino acids. Gene Ontology annotation, biological process: mitotic metaphase chromosome alignment. Gene Ontology annotation, molecular function: microtubule binding.